Molecule: messenger RNA, 7608 nt
Organism: Leptinotarsa decemlineata (Colorado potato beetle)
Lineage: Eukaryota; Metazoa; Arthropoda; Insecta; Coleoptera; Chrysomelidae
Gene: hiw
Product: MYC binding protein highwire
Biological process (GO): axon guidance; regulation of synaptic assembly at neuromuscular junction
Cellular component (GO): plasma membrane; nucleus
Molecular function (GO): ubiquitin protein ligase activity
Source: RefSeq, a predicted model, not a curated record
GUUGAUGCGUCGCAAUAGUUCUUCAGAAACUAGUUCAUAGUGUUCAGAUGAACAGUGGAAUGCAACUUUACAAAAUUAUAAUCGUUAAAAGCGAAAUCAUGGGCCACGUAUUAUGUGAUUAAUCGUUAUUCAGAUGACGAAUUCAAAAGUAAUUUCAAGUGCUUGACUCUCUAUCACAUAUUACACUGUAGAUUUUGAAAAUGUCAUGUCUACUUGCAUACCUAGAUCAUACUCUAAAUUUAUGCUCCUCUGAAUUUCUUGUCGCCAUCUCCAAGCUUUAAAUGUCACAUUUCCGAAUUAGUUUCAAAAUUGCGCUGAAAUAUUCUCAACGUCCGGACAGUCCGUUGUGAGCUUGCCGGGAGCGAAAGUAAUGACGUCAUGAGUGAUGUUUUUGCCACGACCACAACGACCGUGGGCGUUUUGUGGAACGGCUAACGGACUGUUUUGAUUGUUGUGAGCGCUUAGUGGAACGCACGGUAUAUCAUCUGAUGAAUGUCAUUUAUCUUUCACCGCUUGUGUCAUUUUCUGACAGAUUUUGGCGAAUUGUUUAAAAUUAACAGCAUAGUAUCAGCUUUUAUUGCAUUUAUCAAUAUAUUCUGCCGACUACUGCAUAUUGCUGUCGAAAGCGUAACACAAGAAUAAGUAUAAAAAUUAAAUUUCACGAGCGAUUUACCUAUUUUAUCGAUUUUGUUGUUUGAGAGAAUUUCUAUGACACAUCAAGAAAAUCAAUAAUAUGUGAAGCAGGAGCUGAACAAGAAAAAAGAAAUACAAUCAGUCACUGAAAAUGUUACCCGAUCCGGAUGAUUUCAGCACUAUUUUUCAUGAGGCAUACAAAGUUUUCCCAGAAAAUUCAAAGAAAAGACUGGAAUGGAAAAGACUGAAAAAGAAAUCUUCGAAAUUGCGAUGCAAGCAAAAAAAUAAAUCAGAACUACCAUGUGAAAAUGACCCACAAGGUGCUCCUGAAAUAGAGCUCCCUGGCAAUGCCUCAGCAUUUGCUGUAUUUGCUUCUGUGCGGUUAGCAGUCCUCGAUAGAUGGAUGAGGCAAGCAAGUCAGGCAUAUCUUCAUAGCAGUUGCAGUGCCCCUAUCCAAGAUCAAAGUGAAAUUGAAAGUGACACAGAAGAUAAUUCCCAAAGCACAUACCUAACGCCUGUAAUAGUAUCUAAGGUUGUUGGCUUAGGUUUGCGGUCUGUUUUUGAGCUGAUCAAAGAAAGUCGAAUCACUCACCCAAUGCUUUGUACUAAGGCAUUGAAUGCUUUACUAAAUGUCUUGCAGGGUCAGAUGCCAGAAGCUCUAAAGUUUGAACCACCUGAAGUUAUAGAUUCAUUGUUUGAUUUGUUGUUAGAUUUGGCUACCUUACAUGGACCUGAGAGUUCUGUUCUUAACGAUGGCAGUCAUUUCACAGCAGUAGCUUGCGCUUGCUUAUUGUCGCUGGUGGUGGUAAGAGGGGAUACAGGAAAAUAUCUUGCUGCUGCUGCAGCACUUCUGAUGUGCCCAAGAGCUCUGUCAUUACAGAAUAUUCAGAUGCCUGCAGUUCUUUCUUCUCUCCAAAAAAGUCUCCACGGCAUCCUGUUGGGAAAAAUUAUCAGACCAGCUUGGAUAACUCACGGCGUGCCAAUCAAGUCCAAAAUCGAUUAUUUUUCAGUUAAACUCCCAAAUGAACUCCAUAACCAGCAGAUGAAAAUGAAGUCUCUGGCUUGCGAUGGACAGUAUUUGUACUUGUUCACUUCUAGAGGCUUAUUGAAGAUUGGAAGCGGGUAUGGAGGAACAAUAAAAGGACAUGUUGUGGCGUGGAAACCAGAAUUUUAUCCAAAUGAUAAUGGAAGUUUAGUAUUUUGUGAUGGAAAUUUAUAUUUGAAACUAUGUGGGAGACGAGGCUGUGAAUUUCUUGUUGUUGAAAGGAGUAAUCUUCUCAUUUCGGCAUCCGUUCCUCUGCACAAUAGGGACUCUUCAGCCACGGUGGUGUUUUCAGACGGAGAUUACUUAGGUGUUAUAUCUCCUGCUAAAGAUGAUGGAUUCGUAGUCAGGAUGUUGAAUCAGAACACCUCUCCUGCAUCCCUUGUAAGUGAGCUUCCACUAAAAUUAGCUAGAAAAUGUGUUGAUGUUUUCGGGCUCUCUUCUUUUGAUGAGGAAAUUGGAACUUACACCGUGAAUACAGGAAGUGAGGAAGAAAUUGCCAGUAUCUGUACCGGAAAAGAGUUUGGACUCAUUAGGACAGUCACAGGAAAGAUAUUAUAUUGUGGAAAAUCAUCUGCUCUUGGGAUAAAACAAGCAGGAGUCAGAACUGGAAAAUGGUCUGACCUAGUUCUUACUAAAACCCCAAAAGUAAGCCAGAUGUCCAUUGGUCAUGAUGGACUUCAUGCUGUACUAAUAACUGAAGAUGGAUCAGUCAUUUUCAUUGGAACUGCACGUAGAGGAGAAGAUGGUGAUCAAAAUAAAGUUAGGAGACAACCGAAACCUGUCAAACCGAAAAAGAUGAUCAAGGUUGAUGGACAAUGCAUGGUUUAUGUGGCUUGCAACAGUGGUACCACAGCAUUGAUUAAUAAAGAGGGAGAACUAAUAAUGUUUGGGAAAGACACUACGCAUGCAGAUCCAGUUACAGGAGUUGUUAGCAGUUUGAAAGGUGAAUUCAUAACCCAAGUUUCACUUGGAAAAGCGCACGCCGUAGCUCUGACUAACAAAGGGCAAGUGUACACUUUCGGGAUCAAUAAUAAAUUCCAAUGCGGAAGAGAAUUUGCUACAUCCAAGGAAGAGAAUUCCACCAAUAUUGUUGCGAUGGAUACUUGUGGAGUACAAGAAGAACAGGAUCUUCUCGAUGAAAUUCAAACGGAAAACCAGAAAGACAGAGACAACAUACCUGGUGUGUCCGAUCCCAAUAUGGGGGAGCAGCAUAACAUUUGUCCCCCUGGGAUGCAUUCUUGGCACGAUGAUAUGUGUAUGAUUUGUACUGUAUGCAGGGAGUGUACAGGAUACUCUAUUAGUUGUCUGUCCUCUGUGAGUGCUGAACGGAAUCCUGGGCAGUAUGAUUUUGAAAUGGAUUCAAGCGAUGCAGAAAGUGUGAAUUGUACUCCACCGGAAAUAGCUGAAGCAGCUGAGGAUGCGAAAUUGAGUUUAUUGCCAAGUAAAUCCAAGAAAGUAUACGACAAAGUGUAUGAAGAAUUCGUGGGGUGGUUCAACGGGAAUGAUGUAAAAAAUAAUCAACAGUACGGGGAGAUCGGGGCAAUGUACGGAAUUCUGUGCGAUAACAACACUUUGAGCGCCAAUUUCAAAGCUCACUGGCGCAAAAUGACCAAAGAGCAUCCAAACUUCGGGCUUCACACCGGACUAGGAUGGGAACGUUGGUGGAAUAUGGUGGUGAAAGGAACCUUCAAGGACUCCAAGUAUGAUUUGGAUGACAAAAAACUCGAUGCUGUCGCUUCACAUCUGAUAGAAGUUUAUAAAAGUUCGGCUUGCUGGCAACCAUGUUACGGAGUGAAGGAUCUGUUGUCUUAUAUUCGGAGCAAAGUGAAAGAGCAGCAAGGUUCUGACGUUGAAAGAGAUGCUGCUCGUUUAACGUGUCUUCCACCAGCCAAGUUAUCUCUACCAACAGAAAAUCCAGUGAUUCAAAUAGCCUGUGGGCUACACCAUAGUUUGCUUCUCCUACAGAACGGACAGGUCUAUACUUUUGGAUCCAACUUAUACGGUCAGCUUGGAUGUGGAGACAUAUUGACAAAGAACGGCAUUCAGUUAGUGAGACUUCCUUGUAGUGCAGUACAUGUGGCAGCUGGUAGUAAUCAUUCCGUUGUGCUCACCUCGAAAGGUGAAGUUUACACAUUUGGAAAUGCACAAAAGGGGCAGCUUGGAAGAUCCCCUAAUUCUUCUCAAGAUGCCACCCAACCCGGCAAUAGUUCCAGCUCUCGCUAUAGCAACCCAAGAACGCCUUGGUAUAGCAUCCCAGGUCUCAUUCCCAAUAUCGGCCCCAGGCACGGACGUAGAGCAACUUGGGUCGGGGCUUCAGGAGACCAAACCUUUCUGAAACUUGACGAAAGCCUAAUUAACUCAAUAAGCAUAUCAAAAUCAACUGUUACUGCAAAUAAACAUUCUAUCGUUUUAUUGCCGAACGAAGAAGAAACUGCCAAGAACUUCAAAUGUCUAGUCAUCAACAAGCGGGAUGGUAACUGUAACUCGUUCAAAAGUGACGAUCAAGUCGAUUUUAGCAACAAAAUAGUUUGUAUGGAUCCGAUUUAUAACGUUCUUUGGUCUUACGACUCUAACUGUAACGAAUUUUCCUGUUACAACGUAAUAGCUAGCGAACUUCAGCUCAAAAAUUCGUUUCGGAUUUUGGACAAUCACAUUCCCGGAGAUAUAACGUCUUACGAUCCGGAGACGCCAGAUGUAAGUUUUCAACUGGCGUCCAUUCUCUCGCCCGAACUAGCUCUUCCGGUAACGACGAAUUGUUUUGUGACGCGCUUCCAGGCGGCAAUCAAUCUUCUUUGCUGCCUCGACAUACUCUCCAUUGCCCACCAAAUGCAAAUCUCGACCAUCAACGACAUAAUUGAUGACAGGCAACUAAUGUCUGGAAAGCAGUACUCCAAGGAAGACUUCCAGGCGGUUAAUAGAUUCGAGAGCCAUGGAGGUGGUUGGGGAUAUUCGGGUCACAGCAUAGAGGCGAUUCGCUUCAUGGCUGAUUCCGAUAUACUUCUGGGGGGUUUUGGGCUGUUUGGCGGUCGCGGAGAGUAUACGGCCAAGUUGAAGUUGUUGGAUAUCGGUCCUGAAGGGGGAGAACAAGAGAUUGACGGGGAGUUGUUGGCAGAAACUGAAGAGAUACCAUAUGAAUGCGGUCCGAGGCAGAAAUUUUCGAUUUUGUUUGAUGAACCGGUUCCCUUGCAGGCACAUCGAUGGUUUGUCGCUUGGUGUAGAAUCAGCGGCCCAAGCAGUGAUUGUGGUUCCUCUGGCCAAACAAUGGUAACAACCGAAGACCAGGUGUUAUUUUACUUCAAAUCCUCAAAAAAGUCGAACAACGGUACAGAUGUCAAUGCCGGUCAAAUACCGCAAUUACUAUACAAGAUAAUAACACCUGAAAACCAGUCACCACCAAGACAAACUGACAUAGUCGAACCUAUCCAUAUUUUGUCCAAGGGAUUCUCUAGGACCGUCACCAAGGAGUGUUUCCAAAGCUUGCUAUCUCUCCUACAGUGGUCGUGGAAUACUUUCAAAUGGGGAGUCGUGGAAGGUCAAUCCCUUAAAAAUAUGUACACCACCCUUGAACUAGAGCGUUUGGUUUACAUCAGCAGAGCCAGUUUGAGAUUAAUUUGCACUUACACCAACGAAAUUUAUCCGAAACAAAUCAACAGAAAAGUUUCUCUGGAAAACGUCCAGUUGGCCGAAUGUAUAGGCGACGUGAGAACUUUGUUGAAGCAGAUUCUGUCCGACAAUAUUCCUAUUGUACUGCAGAAUAAAAAGCCCACCAAGAUCAACAUGCUCAGUAUAAAUAUGAUGAACAACGUCCUAGAUGAGUGUCACCAUACUUUCGUGUUGUGUUUCCAUGCUUUCUACCCCACGGCUUACUUGAAGUGGACUUGUUUAUGUGACUUACUGGCAGAAAGUAACAAGGAUAAUGGUCAGAACAUCUACAACAGCAGCCAGAGAUUACUGAGCGCAGUUUUGUGCGCACUCUGCGCGCCCAGUGUCCGAUUGCGCAGCACAUUUCCUCUCAUUGGUCACAGCGUUAGUUCUGAAAGUUCACUGCAUCGAGGAUUGAGUCCUUCAGAUAAUACGGGCCUUCCGAUGAUGAGCGUUUCCGAUUCCCAUCAUUAUCCCAUUCUCGUCGAACAAAUGAGCUACAAAACUCAGAUGGAAUCUAGUUGUUCUGGAAUUUCUUGGCAGUGGAACGAAGUAUUGGAAUGCCUUAUAAACUUGGCUUGUGACCCUAUAAUGAGAAGUUUACAAAAAAGCAACACAAGUUGCUCAUUAGAACUUACAAAAUAUUGUUGUCACUUACUAGCCAGAGUUUUGGCUGAAUUGGUUCAUCAGUGUAGCUCCGCUGAGGAGGAUCUUCAAGGAACAUGCGGUCGUACAUUGCAUAUGACGCCCUCUAGAUUUACAAGAACCAAUCAGUCGAGAACGUGGAAUACCGGUAAUGGUUCUCCUGACGCGAUUUGCUUUCAAGUUGACCAUCCUGGUAUUUCGGUGGUAGGGGCAGGUAUCUAUGGAGGUAUUGGACACUACGAAUAUGAACUUGAACUGCUGGAAGAUACGAGCACUAUGAACGGUCCUGAUGGUCAGACUCACGCUCAUAGAUGGAACAGUUUGGAAGUUACCAGGGGUUCUUUCGGGCCUGAAGAUUUUCCUCCAGACAUUAUUGAAAUUAAAUUUGACAGAGCUGUUCCUAUAAAGGAAAAUAUCAAGUAUGCAAUUCGGCUGAGGAAUCACGGCGGCAGAACAAAUAAUGGGGAUGGGGGGUUGAGUUCCGUGAAGGGUUCUGAUAACACGAUAUUCACUUUUUCGACAUGUUCUCUUAGUUUCAAUGGUUCGACUCUCGCUAGAGGACAAAUUCCCGUUAUCCUUUAUUACAGCAACCCCCUUGAAUACGGAAGAGCAGCAACAACAAAAUUGGAGCAACAAGCAAGAAACACAGCUUUGUCCAUGACAAGUUCCAUUAGUCAGAAAGCGAGUAAUUUGAUGGUUUUGGCGCGAGAGAAAGCUGAUGAAGUUCCCGCUGCUGAAAUUCUGAGUAAAUCCUGCAUUGUUACCACUCUACUUCCACUAGUCCUGGCUCAUAUCAGUCCUUUGGCCACGAGCGAUUCAAAGAGUGCUGUCCACAUACUGAACUUGAUUCAAGAACUUCUUCCUCAUGUAGCAGCUUUAAAUUUGAUGGGAACUUCGGGAUGUUUGAAAAACAAAUUGUCAGCUUCUUUGAACAUGUCGUCCACUCACGAACCAAUUGAUUACAAAGCUGACACGACAAGCCAUCAUUACACCCUGGUAGAAAGUGAUCAUCCAUACAAACCUUCAACAGUAACUAAUUACAGAGUACUCUUUCCUGAAAGCGUGAAAUGGAUGAGUUUGGAUUUUGAUCCUGCAUGUUCGACAGUUCAACCGGAAGACUCGCUUCAACUUUUCGUUCCUGCUAUGAAUUACAAAUCAGAAAAGAAAUCUGGUGGUUGCUCAGAAGACAACGACACCCCUCCGAUGCCUUACUGGCCUGUCCUGCAUAGAUUCAGUGGGAGUUUGACGUGGCCUACGAAUUCGAUCAUCUUGCCUGGUAACGAGGUGAUCUUUUCCUUGGAAACCGCUUCGGAUUACUUGAAAGAUGACCGGAUCAGCGCCUAUGGAUUCAAGUGUCUCGUUCUAGGUUAUGAGUGGCCACCUGAAGGGACCACGAGUUUGAAUAUUGAACUCAAACAUCUAGAAUCCGAGUUGUCUUUCUUGGGGGGCAUGUGCGCUGCGAGUCUUCUGAAAAAGGAUAUUCUUCUUCCCGUCAUUGGUGAUGAGGCAGACAUUGAUAUGGAAAUGGCGGAAAACAUUGCUUCCGAUAUAUUUUCAAGACAUAGUCCAUUAUUAUCCAAAGGUUUGGCACUCAGCUCACCACCCACCGUUCAUCAAGCUUUGGACGGGAUGCUGCCUUACAG